Molecule: messenger RNA, 2913 nt
Organism: Oldenlandia corymbosa var. corymbosa
Lineage: Eukaryota; Viridiplantae; Streptophyta; Magnoliopsida; Gentianales; Rubiaceae
Source: the annotation of a GenBank genome assembly
AUGGGGGUUAUGUCAAGGAAGGUUGUCCCGGCAUGUGGAAACCUUUGUUUCUUUUGUCCUUCUAUGCGGGCAAGGUCAAGACAGCCGGUCAAGAGAUACAAGAAGCUCCUAUCGGAGAUCUUUCCUCGAUCACAGGAUGCAGAACCAGAUGACCGGAAGAUUGGAAAGCUUUGUGAAUAUGUUUCAAAAAAUCCUCUUAGGUUACCCAAGAUUACUGAUUACUUGGAGCAGAGGUUCUACAAGGACUUGCGGAAUGAGCACUUUGGCUCUGUAAAAGUUGUUUUAGUAAUAUACAGGAAACUCCUUUGCUCAUGUAAGGAACAGAUGCCACUAUUUGCCAGUAGUUUGCUGGGGAUAGUUCGAACUCUUUUGGAACAACCACAGUAUGAUGAGUUGCAGAUCCUUGGUUGCAGUCUUCUUGUGGAUUUUGUGAACAGUCAGUCGAACAGUACAUAUAUGUUCAACUUGGAAGGCCUUAUACCUAAGCUCUGUCAAUUGGCUCGACAAGUUGGAGACGAUGAUAAAGCUGUGCGCCUAAGGUCAGCCGGAAUGCAAGUUUUGGCUGUGAUGGUGCAAUUCAUGGGGAAGAACUCGCAUAUUUCAAUGGAUUUUGACCAUAUCAUAGCUGUGACUUUAGAGAAUUACUUGGAUAUUAGAACCGAUUUGGUGAAUGACCCGCUUUCCUCGGCUAAUAUUAUUGAUUCCAAGAUAGAAAUAACAGGGGAGGCAGCUAAGAAUCCUUCAUUGUGGUCCAAGGUUUGCUUGUGUAAUAUGGCCCAAUUGGCAAAGGAAGCCACAACUAUACGGCGUGUACUUGAACCUCUUUUCCACUGUUUUGACUCCGACAAUUAUUGGUCCGCAAAGAAUGGAAUUGCAUUCUCAGUGCUAGCUUAUUUGCAAACCUUACUGGAGGAAUCAGGCGAAAGCUCCCAUCUCUUACUAUCAAUUUUGGUUAAACACUUGGAUCACAAGAAUGUUGCCAAGCAGUAUGAUAUGCAGAUACACAUCAUUGAUGUUACAACCCAACUUGGCAAAAAUGCGAAGCAGCAGGCAUCAGUAGCACUUGUUGGUGCACUUAGUGACCUUCUUAAACAUUUAAGGAAAUGCAUUCUAAAUUCAUUUGGAUAUUCAAGUCCUAAGGAGGCCUCCCAUAAGUGCAUUGAAGAUCUUCAGGUUGCACUGGAAAAGUGCAUCUCACAGCUAGCAAACAAGGUUGGGGAUAUUGGACCUAUUCUUGAUAUGCUGGGCGUGGUGCUAGAAGGGAUUCCAACUGGAUUGAUUCCUGCGAGAGCAACAAUCUAUGCGGUACACCGAGCAGCGCAGAUUGUUUCAACAGUUCCUAACAUAACAUAUCAUAAAAAGGCUUUUCCCGAUUCACUAUUCCACCAGUUGCUAUUGGCUAUGGCUCAUUCAGAUAAUGAAACGCGAGCUAAGGCACAUCAUAUCUUCUCCACUGUGCUUAUGCCAUCUCUCAGUACUAUGUUGUCUCACUUUGACAGAAACCUUCCACACACCUUUUCUGAGCAGUCGCCUAACAUGUCAAGCAAGAUGAAAUUCAGAAGUUUUUCCCUCUUGGAUGAAAAUGAUGCCAAAUCUGACCUUUUUGAUGGAGAAAUGGAAGAGGAAAAAUUACCGGUCAUUGAUUCUCUUGAAAAUAUUUCUUCUAAAAGUUCAUCUGGAGGUCAACUAAAUAACUCUCAGGAUGCGCUCCCAUCCGGGAAAAAGGGGCUUACUUCUCUACGAGUUAGCAGCCACCAAGUUAGUCUGCUUCUUUCCUCUAUAUGGGUUCAAGCAACAUCAGCAGAAAAUACCCCGGAAGAUUUCGAAGCAAUGGCUCACACAUAUGCCAUCGCUCUGCUGUUUACUCGAUCAAAGGCUUCCAGUUCCAUGGCAUUGGUCCGGCAUUUCCAGCUUGCCUUUUCUCUUAGGAGUGUAUCUCUUGAAAAUGACGGGGGUCUUCAACCGUCUCAGAGGAGGUCCCUUUUUACAUUGGCUUCAUACAUGCUGAUAUUUUUGGCCAGGGCAUGCAAUCUUCUUGUGCUGAUUCCUGUCAUCAAAUCAUCAUUGACGGAUGAGACAGUUGAUCCAUACCUUAAGUUAGUUGAAGAUAUCAGGCUCCAGGCUCUAUCUACCACAGCCAUGAGUGACACUAAAGACUAUGGAUCACAAAACGAUGAACUUGCUGCCCUGAAAUCUCUUUCUGCAAUUCAGUCAAAUGACCAACAACUGAAAGAGCUUGUCGUAUCUCACUUUAUGACCAAGUCUAAACGAUUAUCAGAGGAUGAGUUAUCAAACAUAAAGAAUCAACUUUUUGAAAGAUUUUCUCCAGAUGAUGCUUUUCCUCUUGGGGGGCCGUUGUUCAUGGAUACACCGUGUCCUUCUUCCCCAAUUGCACAAAUAGAGUUUCAGUCAAUUGAUGAGAUCAUCGCUUCAACAGGUUUGACAGAUGAAGAUUCAUUUCCAGAUGCAAGUGGAAGUCAGUCAGGGCGAAAGACGUCUCUUUCUAUCAAUUCACUUGAUAUUUUGGGGGUUAACCAGCUCUUGGAAUCUGUAUUGGAAACAGCACGCCAGGUUGCAAGUCUUCCAGUUUCUUCUACUCCAAUUCCUUAUGAUCAAGUGAAGAAGGAAUGUGAAGCCCUUGUAAAUGGUAAACAACAAAAAAUGUUGGCCUUGCAGAGCUUCAAGUUGCAACAAGAAGCAGAGGCCCUACUUCUUACAAAUGAAAAUAGUGUGAAGAGCACAUUGCUAUCGAACACAGUACCGGAUCUUUCUGGAGAGCUAAAAUUCACCAAGACAGAAAAAAUUCAUGGUCAGACCCAGAUGAUCUGUGCACAGGAGUGUGUACAAGAACAGUCUUUUAGACUACCGCCUUCAAGCCCUUACGACAAAUUCUUAAAAGCAGCCGGAUGCUAG